AAUGCAAAGCGAUUGCAAAUCGGAGAAGAAAAUAAGAAUUUUUCAAAAAUUAUUUUCCCUCAUAAAAAUGUGUAAAAAAAUUUGCUAACUAUUGAAAAUUGUUGAAGUGAACUUAUUUGUAAUGAAUGCCAAUAUUUGUGAAGAAUAAAAUGCAGUGAAAGGUGUGAAAAAAAUGGAGUUAAGUUUUCUAGUUACGACGUCGAUGAAAAUUUUGCAAAUGAAAAAAAUGGGUAGUUGCGGUGGCGGUGUGUGUAAAUUGGAGUAAUUUAUGCGAUUUGUACACAUUUAAUAAAAAUUUACAAAAACUGAUAAACCAUUAUAUAAAGUUACUGCUUGUAAGUAGUCAAUACGUGUUACGAUUUUAUAAAUUUUUAACCGGCUGAGAAACGACGCACAUAUUUUCCAAGUGAAGUCAAGUGUGAAUUGUGAAAAGUUAAGUAGGAGAAGUGGCCAAAGGGGUGGAUGAAAGAUGGUCGUAUCCAAAGACUCUAAGCGGAAACGCAAAGAGUCACCGCCACCUCAACCGACGGCAGUGGAGUCGUCACCAGAAAUGCCUAAACGAACCAAAGUUCAAGCCCAACGAAAAUUUGCACAAGGUCAAAAUGCUCCCACGUCAUCAUACAGUGCAGUGAUUGCAGCUUCUUCUUCGUCAAAUACUGGUCCGAGCACAUCGUCUGAAAGCCGUGAACCACCAACAGAAAUUUUACCAAACAAGCGUCCGAAGACUGAAGAUUUUCUGACUUUCUUGUGUUUUCGUGGAACGCCCGCAUUACCAGCGCAUUUAGACUUCUUAAAUCAAGGCAAGACGAAAGAACCAGAGCGUCCUGUAAAGAUAACACCAGUUAAAAAUACCAAAGGUGGUAAAAAAGGCAAGAAAGGUCGACCCAAAGGUAGCACAACGAAGAAAGAAGAACCAAAAGCGUCGACAUCCAAAAAUGCCGCAACCACUCUUGCAGAGGCGCCCGAGAACAGUAACUCCAAGGCGGAUGAACCUUCCACAGAAGCUGCUACAAAACCAGAAGACAAUAUUGGGUCCGUCGAAAAUAAUAUUAUACCAUUUGCGGUGCGGAAGCGUGCAGAAGUAGUUCCUGUUGGUAAUCGACGAAGUCGUCCACCGGGCGAUCAACAGUCCAACAACAACACUGAAACUGAUAAGUGCAAUAAUACACCGGAUACAAAAAGACGUUCAAAUCGGGGUGGUGCAAAAGAUACACAACAAACCACGGAGCAUGAUAGUGAAGAAGAUGAAUUCUAUUCUGCAAAAGAUGAAGCUACGAAAAUUGAAGAUUCCGAAAAAGAAUUGUAUGUAGUGCGAAGAAGCGAUGCGAAGAAAUCAAAAACACCCACAAUACAGGAGCGUAAAUCAGAAACGCCUUCGAAGGAGAGUGAAACGGGACGUUCACGCAAGGGUAGACCUCCAUCAACAGCGAAAAAAGGUAAAGACGUUCCACCAGAGGAUGUCCAGUUGGAAUCAAAUUCCAAAGAAAUUAUAAAAAUAACACAAACAAAAGAUGAUAAGCCAAAAGCUAAAGAUAAAAUUCCGGUAAAACGGCCUAGACAGAAAGAGUCGCCAAUAUUUAUACCAUCGCCUGAGCCUUCAGGGCGUAUGACAAGGCAACGAGCCUUUUUUGAACCAGUGAAAGUAAUACACACCGAAGAAGCGGAUGACGACCAUGUUGUUGAGAAUAAUGUGAAAUUAGGAAAUGUCGAUAACAAGUCAGUUAAAGAUUCGAACAAAAAUUCUAAGAAGUCUAUACAAAAUGCAUCUGAAGAUGUGAAUACCGAAAAUAAAGAUAAAAUGAACGUUUUUGACUUUUCGUCCGAUGACGAACAACCCUUGGCAAAAGCUAUAAAACUCAAGAAGGGACCGAAGGUUUCGCCAAAGAAGGGCGGAGGUCGUGCUGGAAAGCUUGGUAAGAAAGCUACACCAAAAAAAGCAAACUCGGAACAAAAUCAAGAAAUGUUAGUGGCUGAAGCUGUAAAAACAAACGAAGAAAUCGAAUCAAGUCCUAUCGCCAAUGGCAAUGAAAAGGUAGCCGUGGAAGAAAAACCACAAGCGCCUCUAAAAGCUAAAGGCAGGGGUCGAGGGAGAAUAGCAAAAAAGAAAAUAGAAGACGAGGUCGAAAUAGAGAAAGAAACAAUACCACAAUCUCCGAAGAAGCAAUCGCCUGUGCGUCAAAUAACAAACAAGAAAUCAAAGUCAGACAUCUCGGCACUAAAUGGUGAAGAUGAAAAGGAGAGCAGUGGAAAUGCAAGAUUUCCACGACCAUCGCGAAAAACAAAAGAGGCAGCUGCAAUUUAUAUGGGCAUCAUAGGGCAUAAACUACAAUUAGCCGAAGAUGAAGAUGACGACUUAUCAUUGAAUAGUUUUCCAGAUCGGCCCAAUGUAAAGGAGAUGGAAAAAAUGGAGAACGAGUUAAAAAAGAAUGCCGCUACCGGCGCCAAUACUAAUGCAACCGGCAGUGCGGCGCCCCUUCCACCAAAGGAGGCGCCAAAGUCCACCAUAGUGGAACCAGUAGUUCCUGUGGAGAAACCAACGACCGGCAGACGCGGCCGUCCACCCAAACAACCCAAACAAGCGCCAGUCAAACGGGAAAUCGAAGGCAUGCUAGUUAAGAAAGGGGUCAUCACGAAAAUACCCACAACGGUAGAGAGCACCACGAGUAGUAAGCAAAAGUCGGACAUCAGUAAAGCAGAUACCGAUGAUGAAGAUUUUUUAUUGAAUAAAGAGUUAAAUGAAACCAAGCGCAAACUAGAGAAAAGUUUCAGUGAUUCUGAUGACGAGCCGCUGGCGAUAAAAGCAAAUAUCAAAUCAAAUGAUAAAGAUUCCGAACAUUCGGAUUCGAGAAAAUGUGACAGUACAACACAAAACUUCGUGCCACCGAAUCAAUUAAUGAUGUUACCAAUUACCACGAAACCAGUAACAACACCACCACUCAAUACCGCCACACCUGUGACGAGCGCUUCCCCGGUAACGGCAGCAGUAACACAAUGUGCGAUACCACAAGUACCAAGUCCAUUUAAGACAAUUGAAAAAAAAUCACCCAUACCAACAUCUAAAAUAUUAAAUGUGCCAGCGACUUAUGCAAUACCUUCGGUGACACCGCCAGCCGCAAAUGUGAAUAUCGCGCUAAAUGCCGGCUUCAACAAAACACCGACUUAUUUGCCACCAGCUUCACCACAUUAUCAUACGCAACAUGUACGCCCAGCGGCACAUCCAUUUCCCAACGCUAAGUCGCCCACAGCACCACCAACACCCACUAGCAAUGCUGCAUUGCCGCCACACUUGCAGGCCCCGUUACCGCCACAGUCACCGCUGAAGUACCCAGCCGCACCAACAACCUAUCCCCCACCCAUCGAAGCAUAUCCAUCACCGAAAAUAAAUCCGAAUUUUCUAACACCGAAAUUCGACCGCACCACUUUACCGCGCACCAACAACUUUCCAUCACCAUCUCCAGUGAAAUUUGAACUGUCAUCCGUUACUAAAGGCGGACUUGGAAAUUCCUCUUUGGCAACGAAAAUGAACAUGCCCGGCGCUGGCACCACCGUUGCUAUAACAGCAAGCACCAGUGUAACUACCUCGGCUAUAGCCGGUGCGACAGCUGCAUCCACCGAUCCCUUAAAAGAUGAAAUCGGCAGCAUACUCACAGCCAGUCUCAUGCCAAGCAAAGAGGAGUCCGGAAAAGUAUUUGGUAUAGCUAGCGUAAGUCUGGCGCAAAGUUCGGGUCCGGACAACACCAAGUGUACGCUGGGUAAGUGCGGUUCUAUACACAAACCAGUAUUGGGUCCCGUAGUGCCUACCGAGGGCUACAUCGGUGAUCAGCUAUCGAGCAAGGAACGCCGCAAAGCAAAAGUCAAUAUGACACACGAGCAAAUACAAAAGUGGCUAAUUGAAUGUUCGUCGAAUCCCGAUGAGAUACAAGAUGAUUUGGACGAUGAUUUCGAUGAUAAUUUGCGGCCAAAUCUCUUUGCCACCACGCCGCCACCGACACGCGAUGACAAGGAGAGCACAUCGUUUAGUUCGUCAUCGAAGGCCACACGUGAUCUGGGCAAAAGUGAAAGUGCCUGGUCGGCGAAGGGACCAUCUCUAAAGGCCACACCCGUUAUUGCAACGAGCAGCCGCAAAGACGAUGGUAAAAUGCUGGACACCGUUAGUCCAAUGGACGUUGUCACCGAAAACGAGCGUACAAGUGGCCAAGCAAUAAAUCUCACACAAAAGACUAGUGCCAAAACAAACAGCAAUGCGCACGUCAGAAGUGAGACACCAACACCAGUCAAAACCACACGCGCCGAGAAGGCCGAAAAGAAAACGGCAGCCGUUAAGAAACUCAAAGAAGAAAAGGCUACAAACGAAACGGCCAGCAAGGAUAAUAAACAGAGUAAAUACGAAAAAGAAAAGGAUACGCCAACAAGCUCCAGCGGGAACUCCAAGACAACUGCUGCUGGCAAGCAGGCACAAGCGCAAACGCCUACAACUAUUCAAGCACCCGCGUUGGAUACUACGCCGACGUCAAAACAAAGUCGUAAGAAGAACAGCACUACCAACGCAAUGGUGCCACCAACAGCGACAGACGAGAAGAACACGACGCCACUUAAGUCUGUUCUAAAUACUCCGUCGCUCAGCGCUUCCACCGCAGCAAAAACACCCAAACGAACGCCUGUCUACAAUCAGAAGAAUCAGCAAAAACAAAUUGAACUCAAAGAAACAACAACAACAAGUCACAAGAAGUGUGCGCCAUUUUCUUAUGGUGCAUUUUCGGCGGAUAACGAGAAGUCCAUAUAUUCCUUCGAUAAGGACGACGAUGAAGUCGAGGGCCAUAAGCUGCCACAAACAACGCCAGCAUUUAGACGACAGAGCGGACGCGACUCUCAAAAUGAGGAGUCCACACCAAACACACCGACAACAACAAGCAAAGCUUCGCCGGGUAAGAAACGCACGUCGACGGGUGCUGCAGUCGCAACACCAACAGCCUCCAGCGACAAGCCUAACAAGGACGUCGCUGGGAAGACGCAAAAUAGUUCCGUUUCCUUGACAUUAAGUCCGUCGGAGAAUUGUAAGCUCGUUAAAGUGAGUUUAGAUUCCGAGAAGCCUGGUGUUAGCAAUAAAGCUAACGCUGCGAAAUCUGCGAAAACCGCCAAGAAGCAGGAGACCGCAAAUAACGAUGCAGAUUCCGACGAGGAGGGCCACACAUUUUACAUACCACUACAAGGUAUUGGCGCCGGCGGUGAUGGCGAAGGUGGCAUACAAGGUGUUGCAGUGAAAUUGGGACGUGAGGGACCUGAUGGACCGAACCAAAAGGUUAUAAUGCAUGCCACCUUGGUGACAAAAGCGCAGAUGGGCUCCAAUUCUAAACCGCUGCCGGAGUCCAUGAACGUGGCGGAUAUUGUGAAAACUUUAAUACCAAGUACGCAAACAAUAUCGUCAGCUUUGGCGACAGCUGCAAAGAACACCGCCGAAGGUGACACAAAAAAGUCCGAGAAGGCGAACACAACACAACCAAACAGCUCCGAGGUGUCAACAACAAACGCCGAUAAAUCAUCUUCGAAUAGUUUGAAAAAUGUACCAAUUGGCACCGUACAGCCCAGAUUCAAAGCUGGCGCAGACGCGAACAACCAACCAUCCACAUCGGCAGCUGCGGCUAAUGCUGCCAAUACGUCAGUCGGCGGUCCGUUAGUGCGUGUGAACUCAAACUCUUCGCUUUUCUCAGGUUCGGCUAAAUCACGUAUGGGCGGGGCUGGUCCCGGUCCAAGCGGACAUGGCGCGAAUAAGAAAUUCAAAGAUGACACACCUAUUAAAAUGUCCAACAACACUGCAUUUCCGCGUCACGAUGACCCAACGCAAAUGGUGGAGGCGCCGAUCUUUCGUCCAACGGAAAAAGAGUUUGCCGAUCCCAUUGAUUUCAUUGAACGCAUCACACCCAUUGCUGCGCGUUUCGGUAUUUGUAAAAUAAUACCACCGGCCACGUUCAAGCCGGAGUGUCGCAUAUCGGACGAGAUGCGUUUCACAGCAUACAAUCAAUACGUACAUAAGAUGCUUCAUCGUUGGGGACCCAGCGCCAAGGAGCUAAGUGCAAUUAAAAAAUAUCUCGCCACACAGAGCAUUGUUAUGAAUCAUCCACCAUGGAUUGGCGGCAUGGAAGUUGAUCUGCCGCGUCUUUACCACACCGUUCAGGAGUUGGGCGGCUUGAAGGAGGUGAUUGAGAAGAAGAAAUGGGCGCGGGUAGCCGAAGAGAUGUGCAUUCCGAAGUUGGCACAAGAUCGUGUUACGAAACUUGAUGAUAUAUACUGCAAGUAUUUGCUACCUUACGAUACCUUAUCGCCAGCCGAACGCCAAAAGUUAUUCGACGAAGUCGAAGCGGAUUGGGCGAAACGUGAGGCGCGGGCACGACGUAAUGCCGAUCGUUUUGUGAAUACGGAGAGUGUGUCGAAUGAAGAAGACGAUGUUUCCUCAGAGGACGAUGAAGAAUCCGAAGAGGAAGUGGACGGUGUGUCAAUGGAGUGCAUUGUGAAAGGGCGCAGCAUGCCGCUUAGUCAAUUUUAUCGCAUUGCACGCAAUACAAUGGCGCUGUGGUUCAAGAAUACCGAACCGAUUGUCAAUGAGGUUGAGGCUGAGUUUUGGCGUCAUGUAGCCGUGCGUGACAGUCAUGUUUGUGUGCAUUCUGGUUCUAUAGAUUCCUCCGGUUGGGGUUAUGGUUUCCCCAGUCCGGGACCAAAAAGUAAAGGUUCAAAUUAUGCACGCCACCCGUGGAAUCUGAAAGUGCUAACGAAUAAUCCCGGAUCGGUAUUGCGCUCGCUUGGUCCUGUAAUGGGCGUAACAGUACCGACUCUGCAUGUAGGCAUGUUGUUCUCUGCGUGCUGCUGGUACCGCGAUCCACAUGGGCUCUCCUGGAUUGAAUAUUUACAUACAGGCGCCUCAAAACUGUGGUACGGCAUUCCAGAUGACCAGAGCGCCAAUUUCCGAUCAGCACUUACUUCGCUCAUUCCCACACACUGUCAAAAUAAGACAAUUUGGCUGCCUUGUGACACGGUUAUGGUUCCACCGCACAUGCUCACCGAUCGCGGCGUGUCGCUAUGUCGCAUCGAACAGAAACCGGGCGAGUUUAUUGUUGUGUUUCCACGUGCCUACACCUCGAGCUUGGCCACGGGCUAUGUGGUGUCCGAGAGUGUUUACUUCGCCACGACGUCUUGGCUGGAUUUGGCUAAAGAUGAUUUUAGAGACAUUCAUGAUAGCUGCGAACCUGCUAUGUUUUCCUUGGAGCAACUACUUUUCGCAUUGGGUUAUGAUCAGCGUGUGACUUCCGACACCCUCCAACAAAUGCUGCCCAUGCUGCAGGAAGUGUACGAGAAGGAGUUGGCCGCGCGAGAGCAGCUCAAGGCUGCUGGCGUUACGUCCACGGAAAAGGUGGGCAACGAGAAAGGUUCCAAGGCUAAAAAGCAGCAACCACCACAUAAAUCCAUUGAAAGUGAGUGCGACUUGUGUCGCGCUAAUUUGUAUAUAUCAAUGGUGAAGACGGAGGAAGGCAAUGUCUAUUGCUUGCAACAUGCUUUGAAGAAUUUAAAUAACGGCAAUAUACAGGCGAAACAGUGCAAACUCAUAUACGCUUACAAUGUGGAAGAUAUUGAAAGCUUAAUAAAAAAUCUCAAAGAUAAGAUUCAACAGAAGCGGCAUGCUGUUACGGGGAAAAAGUCCAAGUAGUAUC
Bactrocera latifrons is the source of this 7700-nucleotide messenger RNA. RefSeq lists its product as uncharacterized. Lineage: Eukaryota; Metazoa; Arthropoda; Insecta; Diptera; Tephritidae. Gene Ontology annotation, molecular function: DNA binding; histone demethylase activity. The transcript has 4 exons. The record is from RefSeq and is a predicted model, not a curated record. Gene Ontology annotation, cellular component: nucleus. The coding region runs from base 470 to 7696 and encodes 2408 amino acids. Gene Ontology annotation, biological process: chromatin remodeling.